AUGUUCACGCAUUCAACUCCGGAAGGGGCAGGGCCCAAGAUGGCGGCGCCCACAAGGGCCUGAAAGAACCGCUCAUGUCUGUCAACGGAGCGGUGUGGGGCCGUGUGCGGAGCCGUCUCCGAGCCUUCCCGGAGCAGCUGGCGGCCUGCGGAGCUGAGGCCUCGGCGUAUGGCAAGUGCGUGCAGGCUUCCACCGCCCCAGGAGGACGCCUGAGUAAGGACCUCUGCGUACGUGAGUUCGAGGCCCUUCGGAGCUGCUUCGCCGCCGCGGCCAAGAGGACCAUGAUGGGAGGAGGCUCCUAGGAAGAGCAGUGGGCACAGGUGCCUUGUACUGACAGUACACGUGGAGACCUUUGGAGACUGAAAGAAAAAUGUGUGCAACAAAGUUCCUGGUGUCUUAUUGUUCUUCCCACCUUGAGCCUUGGGCAGGGCAGGGUUGUUGACCAGCAGUGUGUGUAUGAGGGUCUGGAUUUGACUGAGAUGUAACAUGAUGAUUGGAUUUUGUACAGUUGCAGACUUUUAUAUAUAAAGCACAGUAUAAGGAA
Messenger RNA from Mastomys coucha (southern multimammate mouse), 544 nucleotides. It is a transcript of the gene Ndufaf8, whose product is annotated as NADH:ubiquinone oxidoreductase complex assembly factor 8. Gene Ontology annotation, biological process: mitochondrial respiratory chain complex I assembly. The transcript has 3 exons. Gene Ontology annotation, cellular component: mitochondrion. NCBI's taxonomy places the organism in Eukaryota, Metazoa, Chordata, Mammalia, Rodentia, Muridae. Bases 75 to 302 code for a protein of 75 amino acids. The record is from RefSeq and is a predicted model, not a curated record.